Messenger RNA from Vicia villosa (hairy vetch), 1926 nucleotides. RefSeq lists its product as uncharacterized. NCBI's taxonomy places the organism in Eukaryota, Viridiplantae, Streptophyta, Magnoliopsida, Fabales, Fabaceae. The record is from RefSeq and is a predicted model, not a curated record. Bases 53 to 1609 code for a protein of 518 amino acids. The transcript has 2 exons.
UCGUUCAUUAUAUAUAUACUCACUUUGCAAGACCAUUUUAUCAUAUUACAUUAUGGCAUCCCACACUCCUCUUGAAGUGAAAUUUGCUGAGCUUGAAAAAGCAGAGCAAAUGCACCAAAACUCACGCCCCAAAAUCCAAAGGGUUGCAGCAUAUCUCAGAAAUAGAAAAAAUAUUGACAAGCAAUACUCACCCAAGUUGCUGUCAAUAGGUCCAAUCCAUCAUGACAAUCCAAACCUCAAGUUAGGAGAGAACUAUAAGCUUACCUGGGCAGUAAAAUACAUCCAAAGCACCCAUCAAACUCGAGAAUAUCUACACCAAAAGAUUGCCGACAACAUUAAUGAACUCAAGGGUCUUUAUACCGACGAUGUUUUAGCUUUAGCCAAUACUGCGGCGUCUCUAAAAGACUUCCACAGCCUUGAAGAAAAGCUGUCAUGGCUGUUGUUCGUGGAUGGAUGUUCUUUGCUGUAUAUUUUGGAGAAGCUGAGGCUUUCUCAAACUGAUAAACCAAAAAAUGAGAAUCCUGCUGAUCAACAUGGUAAACAAAAAGACAGGAAUACUAAUGCUGAUCAAAUUGGUGAACAGGAACACGCGAGUAUUAAUGUUGAUGAUAAGACUGAUGAUAAGGUUGAUGAUGAAGCGGAAGGUCAUCUGAAUAUUAAGGUAGAUCAACUUGUUCUUGUGAUGAUGGAUGUGCUUUUAUUGGAGAAUCAGCUUCCUUAUCGAGUACUGAACCUGUUGUGGAAAAAUGACGACGAGAAUUUGAUACAUACUAUGAAGGAUUUUCUCAAAAAUUAUCAUUGGACCCCACCGGAUAAGAAAACCUGGAGGUUUCCAGAUAACUUGAUACCAGAUAAAUUGAUACCAGAUAAAUUGAAAGAUGCUACUAAGACAAAACAAAAAACUGCAGUGGACAAUAAGACGACCGGGAGGAGCCCACCAACUCAUCUUCUUGAUCUUCAGCGUAAAAUCAUCCUCAAGAUUGAAGAUAAAAAUGAAGCUGACAAGAUGGAGAACAAGAAUCAAAGUGGAAUAAAUUCAGAUGAAAUGAUGAAAUACAGGAACAUACAAGAUCUAAAAACAGUAGGAAUAACACUUAAACUAAGCAAGACACAAAAUCCAACGGACGUAAAUUUCUCGAAGAGUUGGUUUCGUGCUCGUGCGAAACUGACUCUUCCUAAGAUUGUUGUGGACGAUACAACAGAGGUUUCUUUCCUGAACCUGAUUGCGUAUGAGAUGUGUCCCGAUUUUAAGAACAACUACGGAAUAUGUUCAUAUGUGGUUUUCAUGGACUUGCUGAUUGACCAUCCUGAAGAUGUUAAGGAAUUGAGAUCAAAAGGUAUUUUGCUGAAUUCACUUGGGAGUGAUGAGGAAGUUUCUGAGCUUUUCAACGUCAUAAGUACUGACUUGGUACAUAACCAAGAAACAUAUCAUGAAGUUAAAGCUAAAAUACACAGGCAUUACAGUAACAGAUGUAAUGUUUGGAUAACGCAGGGUUAUCAUACUUAUUUCGGCAAUCCUUGGGCUAUCACUGGUUUUGUCGCUGCACUUAUUGCACUUGGUCUCACUUGCGUUCAAACAUGGUUUUCCAUUUUCCCGCGUGGUGACUAGCUUAUAAACAUGGUUUGUUGUGUGGAAUUGUCAUCUUGUCAGGAAACUAGUCUACUUCACUUCUCAGAGGAUUGUGUUGAACUUUUCUUUAUCACUUCGUGAGUCUUCACUAUGAGUAUGUAUCUCAUAAAAAAAAGAGUGCCUUUUGCUUUGUGUGUGCGAUUGUUUGUUUUUCAUUUUUUAAGAGGUGUGUGAUUGAAUUGAAACAUCUAGUUUUCUUUAUUCAAAAUAUUGUUCUGAUUAAUGAUUUAAGUGUUUCUAUAUUGCUGUUAUUGUUUAAUCAUGUAUUCAUAUAUACAUUAAUAAGUGAAUAAUAU